Molecule: messenger RNA, 1032 nt
Organism: Rotaria socialis
Lineage: Eukaryota; Metazoa; Rotifera; Eurotatoria; Philodinida; Philodinidae
Source: the annotation of a GenBank genome assembly
AUGCAGUCAACAUCUCAUUUUGAAGAUCUAUCGAAUGAGCUUCUACUUGACAUAUUCGAUUACCUAUCACAUCGCCAAUUGAUAAUCAGUAUUUUGGGCAUCAAUCAACGUUUCAAUCAAUUGGUUAUGUGUCGUCCCGUUGACAUUGUCAUUUAUGGAACAAGCUGUCAUUUAGACCCAAUGCUGUCCUGUGGUAUUAUUUCAUUGGCAUAUAUUCGUAGUAUUACAAUUAUCGGCCCGUUGUGUGGUGAAUUUAUCGAAAACGACCUUUGCUCGUAUUUAAAAUCAUCACCAAGUCCGUCACUUGUAUCGCUUCGAGCAUUGAAAUGUGUGAAAGUGAAUCCGAUGAUUAUCAGAGAGAUCUAUAAUCAAAUACCUGACUUCAAUCAACUCGAACAUAUCUAUCUUGAUAGUGACGAGCAGCUCGAUACAAAUGAGUUUUUUCUAUUGUUAACUGGCACAUCAUUGAGAAGAUGUCACAUUGCAUCGGGUCAAUUCAAUUUGAAUUCACUUCAACCGUCUUCACGCUUACAACGUUUACAUCUGACUCGUUGUAAUUGGCCAGAACUCAUUCCGUUCAUUGCACAAUCAGUUGUUUACCUUCGUGUUUCAAUGGCAACUUGGGAUAUUCCAAUUGAAAUAGAGCAAACUAAACUAAAACAUUUAUAUUUGAGCAUAGACAAUGUUGACACCUCUAUACUUCCACAAUUCGAUGCAUUGCUGAGAGCUUGUCCAGAUCUACGCUUCUUAUCCAUCGAAAUUUCCCACGACCAUUUUUUUAAGUGUAUACUAUUCGAGUCCCAUCAUGUUUGCAAUGCAAUUCGAAGUCUACCGUGGCCAUGUUUGAUCGAGCGAGUGUGUUUUCGUAUCAACAGACAAACAAAAACCCUAUUAGUGUCGGACGAAAAGAAAGAAUGUGCUAGUUGGAUCAAGCAAAACGUUUUCCAGUAUGCAUGUAUUCAAGAAUCUCAUAAGAAACCCUACUCUACUGAGCUAAUUCUGUCGCGCGUCAUUAAGGUUAAAAGUAAAUGA